Messenger RNA from Eruca vesicaria subsp. sativa (arugula), 510 nucleotides. NCBI's taxonomy places the organism in Eukaryota, Viridiplantae, Streptophyta, Magnoliopsida, Brassicales, Brassicaceae. The record is from the annotation of a GenBank genome assembly.
AUGUCUCUCUCGCUGCUAUCUUCCCAUCGCCAUGAUGUUCUGCCUAAUCUCUCACCGACCCUCAAAGAUUCCUCACCAUUUCUAACUGUCACCUUUCACCUUCUCCCCGCUGUUCACCAGACCUCUCCUUCACGUGCCACUCCUCUCCAUCUCCAUCUCAGAUUUCAAGAAGCUCGCCGCUACUGCUUGGAGGCAGAUAUACCUCUUGGAUGUGGUUUCAGAUCUUGUUUAUCGCCAGAUCUUCGACUUCCUUGUUGUCAUUGCUUUUGUACCAGUACCCUUGUGUUGCUUGGUCAGUAUAUGGAUUGGAAAGGUUGGUCGGAUUCACUCUCUAUACUCUUCAAAGGCUCAACAUUUUGGUACAAGUUUACCUAUGUUAGUGUAACCGAUAUUAAAAUUGUUAUUCCCACAGUAGUUGUGGUACCAAUCACAGGCAUUAAAUCACUGAAUGUGUUCAUUAUGUUCCUUGGCGUCAUUCCACUACUUAGGCCUAAUGUUGUCGAGAUAUGA